This is a messenger RNA of Talaromyces rugulosus, 1455 nucleotides long. RefSeq lists its product as uncharacterized. Bases 1 to 1455 code for a protein of 484 amino acids. The transcript has a single exon. Lineage: Eukaryota; Fungi; Ascomycota; Eurotiomycetes; Eurotiales; Trichocomaceae. The record is from RefSeq and is a predicted model, not a curated record.
AUGACCGAGACGGCGCCGUUGUUCGUGGCGCAGGAAGCACUGUGCUACUACCCAGUAAGCACGAUCUACGACUCGUGCCCACGUUUCCUGUUUUAUGCUAUGCUUCUUGCCAGUUGCGCCACUAGAUGGACUGGGUGGCUGGUCGAUGUUUUCCUGGGUGCCGCCGCAACGUAUGCAGGUACUGCGGCCUUUCAGUCUUUCAUCCUCGUCGCAAGCCCAGCCAAGCGACCGGAUCCAGGACGAGUAGAUAUUCCUUAUAUUUCAUCAGCUACACAGAAAAAUGAUAUAAGAUUGUCAUCCGAUAACUUCCCAGCACUCGCAACAAAUACCGACUACGUCACGGUCCAGCCGGCAGCCCUCGAGCUCGACGCCGAUGCAAUCCUCGCUAUCGUGGUGACAGGAUAUCUGGUUUUCCUGCCAUUGCAAUGCUGGUCUCGCAUUCUGAGCCACGGUCGUGCACGAACCCUUCUGUUCUCUCUGUGGAAUGUCUUGAUGCUCGCUGGUGCUAUAUGCGCACUAGUUUACUGGCCAACGCUAGAACGGACUCCGACCCAGUACAUGUUCUGCUAUCCCGACUUGCCUCCUUACGAUCAGACGAUCAAUGACGGAUGGGAGAGCUCGUGGAAAACUUCAACAUGGAACGAAAGUGUAUGGAGCAUCUUCUCCAAUGCGACCAAGUUUAAUCAGCUCGGCGAUCUCUGUUACAACACUUGUUUCAACACGAGCCAGAUCCUGAGACAACAAACCACCUUAUCAUCACAAGUCGUUGCUUCUGGAGAUGAUCAACAGGGAGAUGGCACCUUCUGGUCUAGAGUGAUCUAUUCUAAAAGCUACAUAUAUACAUUAAUCGCCCUCUGUUUCGUUUUAAAUUUUCUUUUGAUGAUAUUCAAACUGAUUCCCUACAAUUCGCGAAUACGAUAUAUUCAGCCGGUUGCUAUAUGGAGAGAAAGAAGGGAGAUCUACGGCGACUUGAAAUCAAAGUUUUGGCGAGCCGUUGCAGCAUCCAAGCCACAGAAUACCAACCACGAAGUCCAAAAUGAGCAGCAUAAAAUAAAACUCUCCAAUACAUGGAGGCAUAUCCGUCCACUGCUCGGCAUCGAAUUUCUGAAAACAUGGUUGGAUUUCAUAAUCGACGUGGCUAUUCUGGUAGGAUUAUUGUUCAGCAUAAUCAUCAGUCCUCUGACAGUAAUUGCCUUUGUCAUCUGGAUUGAAUGGUACAUUCGCAACGACGGCCCAUCUCAGGAAAGUCCGCAGCAGGUCGGCCAAUGGAGCUACCUUCUCUCUAUCGGACUUCUCUUGAUAUCAGCAGCUAUUUUGAAGCUCAAAUAUCGGCUGGCUUCACAAAAGGAGCUCGAUUACGAACUCGACGAAACUAGGCGACACCUGGAAGAACUGCAAAAGAUCAGAACUGAAAAAUUUGGACAUUCUUGCGGACCAACCGAUUUUAAUGUAUAA